Messenger RNA from Telopea speciosissima, 797 nucleotides. Its product is annotated as vegetative cell wall protein gp1-like. NCBI's taxonomy places the organism in Eukaryota, Viridiplantae, Streptophyta, Magnoliopsida, Proteales, Proteaceae. Bases 21 to 569 code for a protein of 182 amino acids. The record is from RefSeq and is a predicted model, not a curated record. The transcript has a single exon.
UGACAUUGUUGUGUUGGGCAAUGGGGAGAAUGCUCAGACUCUGCUCGUCUUUUCUCGUUUUGCAAGUGCUUCUCUUCGCAGUUCUACAUUCUGCCGUCGCUGCAGAUCCGCUCCAGAUCCCACCGACUCCAACCCCCGAAAGUGUAGGAAUCCACUCUCCCUCUCCCACUGCGCUACCCCCUUCUCCUGAAACCAGUGCUCCAUCGCCGGGACCGUCGUCUGAAGCUGCCCCUUCGCCUCAAUAUCACUCUCCUCCUGCGCCUACUCCGUCAGAUCUACCGCCUAACUCUUCUCCAACACCAUCCCCUGAACCAUCGUUGCCGUCUCCAUCACCUUACGAUGCCAGCGACAUCACUCACAACGCCAAAGGUACCGCCCAGGAUUCGACGGCAGAUGCCAAAGGCUCUUCUUCGGGUGACGGACUAAAAGGUGGACAGAAGGCAGGGAUCGCCGUUGGUGUCAUCUUCGCCGCUUGCAUCGUCGGACUGUUCGGUGUCAUUUACAAGAAGCGUCAACAGAACAUCCGAAGGUCGCAGUACGGUUACGCCGUUAGGAGAGAGCUUCUCUGAGGUCGAGGUCUCACUCAGCCUAUUAAAGCCUUAGAAAGAAAAAGCAUAUAUUACCUUAUACUCGUUAGUAGUUCCAUUCAUUCUUUUCUGUCUUUUUUUUUUUUUUUUUUUUUUUUUUCUUUCUUUCUAAAUUUCUUGAAUGAUCUUGAGAUUGGUUAAGCAUGAUUUGUUAUAUUCUUUCAGAUUCAGGAACAAAACUUUCAGUUAUUUAUAUGGAUGAUUUGAUAA